CGGAGCAAUCCCGGAAGUGAGUGUGAAUGAACUUCUCGCUUCGUUAACGUCUUCGUUUCUGCAUGAACCUCCAGCAUCACUGUCGCGAACAUCGGAGGUUCCUGGUUUCGCAGCCAAAUGGACUCUGUAACGCCGAGCCGAGGUUAGAGGCAGGUCAAGAGCGACAGGUGAAGGAACUCUCAUCCGCCAUGGGGAACAAAUCAUCCAAAAGUGUGAGCGUCGAGGAGCCCCCUAAAACAACUUUGUUUGAGAGGGAAUCAGGCGGGAUCACAUACAGGAUUCCAGCUCUGCUCUACCUGAGGCACUGUCACACAUUCCUCGCCUUUGCAGAGAAAAGAACCACCUUUCAUGACCACGACGCCAAACGUCUGGUUAUGAGAAGAGGAUUGCUCCAAGAGGAUGGAUCUGUUCAGUGGUCAUCCAGUCAGGAGAUUUCGACUGCAUUUCUACCAAACCACCGCACAAUGAAUCCCUGCCCUGUGUAUGAGAAAAACAGCAAGACGCUCUUCCUGUUUUUCAUCUGCAUAUGGGGAAACACCACAGAAAUAAAGCAGAUUGUCACAGGUAAGAACAAGGCCCGUCUUUGCUGUGUGAGCAGCAGCGACGACGGGCAAACCUGGAGCCAGGCGAUGGACCUUACAGAGAGUGUGAUCGGGGAAGCCAUACACAAAUGGGCCACGUUUGCGGUCGGGCCUGGCCACGGCGUUCAGUUGGAGAACGGCAGGUUGAUCAUUCCUGCGUACGCCUACUACAUCCCGUACAGAUGCUGUUCCUAUCCACUUCCUUGUACGGUGUAUCCACGUGCGCUGUCAAUAUACAGUGAGGACUUUGGACAGACGUGGCGUAUCGGGAAGAUGCUUCAAAAGAAGUCAUGUGAAUGUGAAAUGGCGGAGAUCAUCGACCACGAGGGAAGGAGCCACCUUUACUGCAACGCCCGGCACACAGGGGGCCACAGAUGUGAAGCCCUGAGCGAAAACAGCGGCGUCUACUUCGAUAAGCCCCACAUGGCCAGGGAGCUUGUCGAGCAACCCUCCGGUUGCCAGGGCAGCGUCAUCGGCUUCCCCGCACCCGAAUUUGUUCCCAACGACGACGCCGAGAGCAAGGCCUGCGGCACGUCGCUCCUCUCACCAGACACUCAAACCUGGCUCCUGUACAUGCACCCGACCAACAAGUCCAAUCGGCGGGACAUGGGCGUGUACUUGAACCGAUCCCCCUUGCACUCGUCCGGGUGGGACCGGCCCAGGAUCAUCCACAGGGGGCCGAGCGGUUACUCGGACCUGGCCUACAAUGUGGACAAGGACCAGUUCUCCUGUCUGAUGGAGUGCGGGAAGGAAAGCGAACUGGAGCAAAUUGCCUUCAUGACCUUUUCCCUCAAUGAUGUCAUGCAGACAGGUGAUAAGAAAGAGAAGAAGAUGGUCUGAAUUUGGGCCGUUAUUGACAGAGAUCUCCUUAUAUUAUCCCACCACUAGAAGAAAUCCAAUCAAAACACCCCAUGACAUGACGUGCUGUGCUGUAACAUUCAUCUGUGUUUACUACUGUUUUACAUUCUGGAGAUAGUGAAUGCAUGAGUCAUGUGUUUUCUGGUCUCCUUGAGUGAAGUACAUCUUAUUAUAAUUAUGCAAGAGCAUAGGGUUAUUUUUAAUAGGUUAUGUGGUUCAUUUACGCAUGCUGUGUUUGAAGUGUCAUUUUUAAAGCUGGUAUUGUGUGUGGCAUGUUUGAUGAGCACUUCAAAGCCGUUGCAGCAUCUUAUUGAAGUGUCACUUUUUCUUCUCAGCAAAGUUAGCCUACCUCUUUAUUUUCUAAUGAAGAUCAUAGGGGGCCUUGCAAACUAGUCUGCAGAUUUCCCUCCAUACAGUCCUCUCCUUUACAUUUAGAAUACUCUAAUUCACAUAUGCCUUCUGCUGUAUUGUUUUAUAUGGAAGCUGUGCAGCAGCAUUGUCCUGUGAAGGUCACAGGGAGGGUCAUAAAGCUGUCAAUAAAAUAGGAGAGGGGAGGUAAACAUGAGAGAGACCAAACGUGCUGAACCACAUAUGUGAGUUGUUUUUUUUUUAAUUAUUUUAUUUAUUUUAUUUUUUAUUGAAGCAGCUCAUUCAGCUGAACUCUUAGUAUCAGUCUUAUUGUAGAUUAUCACUUGGAGAUUGAAGUACGCCUCCGUACGAUUGUUUAUAAUGAAGCUGUAAAGAGCAUAUAUAAUCUUUUUUCACCAUUUUUACUUUCCAAUUAUGUCCCGACUUUUAGCCCAUGAGAUAUAAUUUUUAUGUUCUUUACGGAAAUAUUUAAAAAAAAAAGAAGAAAAAAAACCUCCCCAGGGAAGACACUGAUCACUUGGCAGCUGUGAGAUCACAACUGAAAGUUAUUGAUUAACGAAAUGGCUCCCAGAUUGUAUUUCAGCUUAUAGAGGAAAGAUGUAUAUCCCAGAAAAUCUGGGAGAGCUAGGAAACCUAAUAAACCAGCACCCUAAGUAUGGAUUUAAGCGCUCUGUGUUGAGCCCAGUAUGUUUUCAAUACUCUACAGCAGUGGUCCCCAAACUACGGCCCGCGGGCCAGAUGCGGCCCGCCUCCACAUUUGGCCCGGCCCCCUGAACAA
Messenger RNA from Xiphophorus maculatus (southern platyfish), 2586 nucleotides. Its product is annotated as sialidase-3. Bases 63 to 1421 code for a protein of 452 amino acids. The record is from RefSeq and is a predicted model, not a curated record. Gene Ontology annotation, biological process: oligosaccharide catabolic process; ganglioside catabolic process. The transcript has 3 exons. Lineage: Eukaryota; Metazoa; Chordata; Actinopteri; Cyprinodontiformes; Poeciliidae. Gene Ontology annotation, molecular function: exo-alpha-sialidase activity. Gene Ontology annotation, cellular component: cytoplasm; membrane; lysosome.